Durusdinium trenchii is the source of this 2238-nucleotide messenger RNA. The record is from the annotation of a GenBank genome assembly. Lineage: Eukaryota; Dinophyceae; Suessiales; Symbiodiniaceae.
AUGUUGGUCUCCCCUGAUCUAAUGAUGCAGCUGGGCCCACCUCCACAAGAAGUCAUUGACCAACAAUGGCUGUGGAAAUUGCUGAUGUUCGGCUUCACGGUCGUUCUUCUGCUUCAACUCUUUGCCAUGGACGUGGCAGGGGCCAUGCUGACAGCCUUGCUCUUGGCCUUCGGUUGGGUGAUGCUGAAAGAUGGCAUGUGUGAAAUGCCGAAGUAUGCCUUGAUCUAUGCCGUGCUUUGUGGAUUGAACUUCUUUUUCCAAAUCCUUCCUCUCUUUAGCGAGCUCAACGGACGCGUCACAAGGCGGAUCGAAGUGGCCUCGCCCCCAACCUUCGUGAAUGGGACGCAAAUGACCACGUACACCUUGGCGACCCAAACGACCAGCUUCUUCGAUUUUUCGCAGGGCCUCGCGUAUAACCGCGGGGCGCACAGUGGCGCGGGGCGCUCCACACGCACGGAGAUCAGCGAGAUGUUCGAAUUCGAUUUCGAGGAGUUGGAGGCUGGAGAGGUGCAGCAAGCGCAGCAGGCGAGUGCAAAGGCGAAGGUGGUUUCGCCCAAACCCUCUGCCAAAGAAGAAGAAGAAGGAAGGCGCUACGUGUCUGGCCCGCCGCCAGGAGAGAAGUGGCCGCCGCCCAAGGCCGAAGCCAAAGGUGACCAAGGUGCGAGGUGCAAAGAUGCCUCGACGCAGCGAGGUCCUAGCCCGCCGAGUGCGAGCAGCAAUCCCAGUGCCACUCCCAGCGCUGAAGCUCCGAGCAUGUCUCGUCACGAGCAGAGGAUCCGGCACUGGCUCCGGACCGCCGAGCAGUUGGUGCGGAUGUUGCAGGAGAUGCAGAGCAAGGAAUUUUUGGAGGGCAAGGGCUGGAUGGAAGGCAUGCAGCGUCUGAUUGAGGGGACGCCCAAAGACCAUGCCGGGAGGAAGUAUGGCUUGGACGAGUUCGCAGGUCCAUUGCUCAGAGACCACUUCAUCCAGUGGACGGCCGAUCAUUCUAGAGCUGUGAAUUUCCGGAAGAUCAUCCUGCGCAUGGAAAUGAAAGUGGUGGUGGCCACCAAGCACUUGGACUUGGGCUACGAUUGGACGCUGCGCAAGGGUUCCUUUGGCGCUGAGACGCGGAAGAUGGCGCAGCAGCUGGGGGCCACCGAGGAGCCGCCCUUCGAUGGCUUCAUGCACAUGAAGCGAGGCUUGCUCUUCGUGGGUUUGCCCUUGCGGCUCUACCUGGCCGACUCGCCCCACCUGUACGAGCUGGUGCGGCGCCUGCGGCGCCUCGAGCAGUUGGAGAAACCCGUGGAGGCCGAGAGCAUCCGGGCAGUCUUGGAUGCGGAGGACUUGCCCUACUCGGUGUUGGUCUAUGCCAUGUUGGCCGCCUUACAAGCCCUGCAUGCAGCCAGGCUGACUGGAAAACGUGCUGGCACAGGCGCUCAAGGCCUGGAUGCCUUUUGCGCCACCGCGCGCCGCAGCGAUGGUCUCGAGAUCUUUGAGGUCAAGGAGGUGGACGAGCAUUCCCCGCUGAUCUUCCGAGGCAUCUGGGUGCCCAAACGCAUCGAUGAACACAAGGCGUGCUACACCUGGAGCUUCAACUCCUUCUCCCGCAGCGUCGAAGGAGUGCUGUGGGUCUUGGAUUUCUAUGCGGUGGAGGCCACCGGCAACACCUCCGUUUCGCAACUGGCCUGGGGAGACUCCCACGUGCUGCUCUACGUGGCGCGCUUCGCUGCGGCCUCCAGCCGCUGGGCCUUCCCGGUGCAGUUCUUCAACUCGGGCAUGGCUGCGGACAUCGAGAAGGAACUGGUGGUGCUUCCCUUCGUCGAAUAUGAAUUCGAGUUCUUGCAAGGCUGCAUGUGGGAGGUUCGGAGUUCCAUGUCCGAAGCGGUGAAGUGGUGCUGCUUGCGGCAGAUCGAGCAACGCUGGAAGAUCUCCUUUGCCAAGGAUGCCCCACAACUGCUGGAGCUCCUCGAGGGGCGAGGAUGCAAGGCUUAUCCUGGCCUGAAUCGUCAAGUGAAGGUGACCGUUCGCUUCAUCAAAGCCAUCAAGCCGUGCAAACCCAUCUUCGAUCUCAUGGAAAAGGCACAUCGUCCACCAGAGGAGCUGAUGUUGGCCUUCCCGCCCAAGGACCCCGAGGCGGCGAAGGACGCGACGAGCAUUUUCGGCGCGGGCUACGCAGCGUUGAACGGCAUGGUGGAUCCGGGGCACGUGAAACCCUUGGGCACGUGGAUUCCAGGACAGAAGAUCGCUGCAGGCCUUUGA